Messenger RNA from Hylaeus volcanicus, 1143 nucleotides. RefSeq names its product polycomb complex protein BMI-1-like. Lineage: Eukaryota; Metazoa; Arthropoda; Insecta; Hymenoptera; Colletidae. The record is from RefSeq and is a predicted model, not a curated record. Gene Ontology annotation, molecular function: metal ion binding; promoter-specific chromatin binding. The transcript has 3 exons. Gene Ontology annotation, biological process: negative regulation of transcription by RNA polymerase II. Gene Ontology annotation, cellular component: PRC1 complex. Bases 200 to 949 code for a protein of 249 amino acids.
AGCAUUUGGUCAGACGUGCAACAAGUGUGGGAAGAAGAAUCACUUCGUGGUGGGCUGUCAAGCUACAACUAAGUCCAGAAACAUCAGUGAGCUGACAACACAAGAGGAUCAGUUUUUCGUGGAUUCAAUAAACUGCGAAUCAAAAGUUUGGAUAUGGACUCAGCAGCUGUUGAUAGCUGUUUCAGAACUGAAUAUCAACAUGGAGGCAACGGAGCAGGAGAAGCCGCUGGUCAAAGACUUGAACGAACAUAUCGUGUGCCCUCUCUGCAGAGGCUACCUCAUAGACGCAACGACUCUCGUGGAGUGUCUGCAUUCUUUUUGCAGAGGUUGCAUUGUCAGAAGGUUGAGCAGCGGUGCCCGAGCGUGUCCCGUAUGCAACGUCGCGACGUCUCCGCCUCUCUUGCCGGACGUAAAGCUACAACAACUGGUAUAUCUCGUGGUACCAGGCCUCUUCCGGUCCGAGCUCGAACGGAGGCGUCACUUCCGGUUGGUGAACCCGCAAUGUCCACCUUUAGUCCCGCCGUUGGGGGCCCUCGACUUGACCUUGGACGAUUUCGUAAGCCUGAGCCUCUGCGAGCUCGGCGAACCGGAAGAAGAAGUGGACGGUCAAUCGGCAGAGAACCACGACGCGUCGCGACAUCGAACGAACAACGACGAGACGACGAACGAAGACGGGAAUCGGGUUAGAAAUACGCGGUACCUGAAGUGUCCGGCUGGGGUGACGGUUCGACACCUCCUGAGACUGCUGAUGCUGAAGAGGGGCUGGGAAGAGACGAAUCCUCACGGGGCGAACGUCAAUGCGAUAGAGAUGCUGUGCGAAAAGUAUAACGAGGACGGUGGCGUGGAAACGAUGGUUUUGGAUCAGUCUUGGACUCUGCUGGACCUUGCUCGCAUAUUCGGCUGGAAGAGAGUGAGUUUUGUUAUUCAGUUCUUUUAUUUUGUAGAGUAACGCUGUGUACACUCGUGGAUUGACACAUUGGUCGCUGCAGAAUUAUGAAAUGGGUGACAGGACUUUUCAUUGUGAAACAAAGAAAAUUAAUUCGGAAGGUGAGACGAUAGUGGAAUUAAAUCUGGAGAGGAUUCGUGAAUUUAGGGACGUUCAAAAAUGAAAUAUUAGGUUGUCCCGAAAGUUUCUUUCGCGAG